Messenger RNA from Larimichthys crocea (large yellow croaker), 1623 nucleotides. RefSeq names its product regulatory factor X-associated protein (gene rfxap). Lineage: Eukaryota; Metazoa; Chordata; Actinopteri; Sciaenidae. The coding region runs from base 259 to 906 and encodes 215 amino acids. The transcript has 3 exons. Gene Ontology annotation, biological process: regulation of transcription by RNA polymerase II. The record is from RefSeq and is a predicted model, not a curated record. Gene Ontology annotation, cellular component: nucleus.
GGGGGUCGCUCUAACACAUGGAACCAAUGCAGCGAAGAAGAACAUCCUUAUGGAAAUCCAGCAGCAGGCUAACCCGUCAAUGUGUCACCGCAGCCGGUUAAAGAUUCAUUUACCAAACCAUGGCGUGUUUAUGAUGUGUAAAUAAAGUAAGCUGCCUCGUCAAAUAUCAGCUAUUAGCUGAAUUAGCUAACUAGGACGGCUGCCAGGUCGUUAGCCAGCUCGCUAGCCGUCGCUGCACUGACUGUGUUUACCGCCAUCAUGAGCGAAGAAGACGGCUCAGCCUCCGCAAACAAAGACCGAGACUCGACCCUGUUGCUCACCAAGGACGGACAGAGGUACUACGUGAGUAAGAGCGGAGUGCUGGACAGCAGAAAUGUGAUAACGCCGCACGAACCGGAGAACAACGUGUCCUCCUCCAACGACAUGGACGACCAGGACGAGGAGAGCGACGUCCUGGACACGUCGGAUCCCAGAGACAGCGCCGCCAGCCCGGAGGAGCUCAACGACGAGGAGGCGUCGGAGGGCGACAACGCCCCCAAACAGUGCACCUAUGAGGGCUGCACGGAGACCACGACGCAGGUGGCCAAGCAGAGGAAACCGUGGAUGUGUAAGAAACACCGCAACAAGAUGUACAAAGACAAAUACAAGAAGAAGAAGAGCGACCAGGCCAUGUCCAGUGGCAAACUUGAUGAAAACUCCGAGGAGCGGCCUGUGUCUGUGAACAAACAGCGUCUGGGUGCCAUGGGAGACCGGCCAGCCAGACCCUCCCUCAUCGAGCAGGUCCUCAACCAGAAAAGACUGUCACUGCUUAGAAGUCCAGAGGUGAUCAGCUUCCUGCAGCAGCAGCAGCAGCUCCUGGCCACACAGGGCCGUAGCCAAUCACAGCAGCAGUUCCAGGGCUGCUGACGCAGGGCCAGUCAUUGCAUUUGUGAUGAAACGGAGAGAGAGAACACUGAAGAAACACUUGGCAUUUCAUGCAUCAAACGGAUAGCGGCCAUACACUGUAAACAUGACUUUCCUCAUGCCACAGAGAAAACAUCAUGGUAAUCAAAGUGCGUGAGGCUGGUGGACUAAACAAGACUCCCACAAAAGGUGCAAAAUCCUCGAGUAGCAGACUGACCAUGAAAUCAAAAAAUGUCCGGUGCUGUUUGUAAAAUGUAAUUCUUUUGUGAAUUUACCUCCGAGUUCCUCUGUCAAACCCCUCUCUGUCUGUCUGUCUGUCUGUCUGUUAAGUUUUCUCCUGCCAUGUGGCAACAAUAAUGAAGGAAUUGGAUCAUAAUUGUCCUGAGUUGCUCAGAUGUUUCAGCCUCAGUUCUUGCCAACAUAUUCAUGUGAUCCUCCUUUUUUCCGUUGUGCGUCUCAGUGUCGCUCAUGUGAUGCAUUUCAGGCUUCUGCUCCGUGUUUUUAACGUCUUGAACAUGGAUUGUUCUUUGUGACAGUCAGGUGUGUGAUGCAUGUCCGCAGCCUCUUCUCAGUCAAGAGACUUAACAUAUUUUUAUCCCUGCUCCAUCUGAAUCUGUCGCACACAGUAAGCUUUAAAUGUAUACAAAGAGUUAAGCUUGGUUGGAUGGGUAUCGAUCAUGCACUGUACGUUGUUUUUAAGUUAAAGUGUGUUUCCGCUGC